CCCCAAUUAAUAUCUCCUCGUUAAAAUACGAAUCUUACAAUGACAAUCGCGGCGAUGCUUACGGGGUCAGGCUCACCUUCACCGAACUAGCCUCGCAUAAUUCUGAAUCUUCAACAAUAAUGUCGGAACAAGUCCAAAUUCCGGAAUCAUUUACCGUGCAAAUAAUCAAAUUUCCCGAACCCAUGAGUUUCAGGUAUACAAGCAAGUUCACAAAUUAUUACAAAUUCCUCUACGAAAACAAAGCGAACCAUAACAAUAUCCUAAGAAUCGUACACUUUAGUGAAACAGUUCUAUCGCUUCGCCAAAUUAAGGAACUUCGUAACAAAUUACCGAAAAUAACCUUUCUUGAAUCAUUUCUCCGUAAAGAUGCCUUUUUUCCUUGUAAUUUAUUAAAACAUGAAGAAUAUUGGGGUACACUGGACUCCUGGAUUCUGGAUAAUUCACCCCUCUCAAAAUUACAAUUAGCCCAAAAUCCGCUCCGUUUAAUGGAACUUUUAAAACUUCAAGUCGGCAUUGUUCAAGGGCUCCUGGAUGGUUUGACUUAUCUGCAUCGUGACCUAAACUUCGUUCAUGGCUCCAUUGGCCCAGAAGACAUAGUGUUCGCCUCACCACAUAGCAAACUUCCGGUAAAGUUAUUUUUUGGCGGGAACAGAUUAGGCGUGUGGCAGGGGCUGUGGGAGGAAUUCUAUUCGAAGGAAGGAACCAUGGAGGGAGACAUAUUUGCGGCGGGAAUUACAAUUAUGCAAAUUACUCAGUUAUUAAGCAGUCCCAUAAAGCAUUACACUGGGAGUGGCUAUGGCUCUCCUAAUUUUGUUCGGGUUGAAGAGCACGCUCUAAUUGCAAACGUGAAAGAAUUAAUUAUCGGCAUGACACCGAGCCUGGGACGGAAUGAGAGUGCAAUUCCACGCAUAAUUAAGAUUGAGGAUGCAAAAUUGCAAAUAAGAUGUUCACAAGAAGUUAAAAAUAAGAGUGAAAUGGAGGCGGAGGAAGAAGAAUAUAAAUUGGAAACGGGACAAAAUAAUGUCGACAUGGUGGCAAGACUUGCCAAUUUGAUAGAGGACCCUGAAGGGCACGUUUGGCUGAAACAUUUAACUUUUUAUGGCGAUCCCCUUGGCAAGGGGCCUUUGGCUUUGUGAGGACGGCUUUUGAUAAAAAUACAAAGCGACAUUCCGCCGUUAAAGUGAUAACUGGUGUUAGUAAGCUAAUGGAAUCAUCAUGUGGUUCUGGCGAAGGUGCGGUUGAGCCAAAAUUGGAAUUUACCAAUGUGGAGGAAUGUUUUCAUAAAAAUUUGGUCAAAUUGUAUCGAUUUCGUCAGUUUUUCGAACCACAGACACUAAAAAUGCAAACAAUUAUCGAGAUGGAACUCUGCGGUCCAACCCUAACCGUGUUUCUCAACGAUUCUGCCGAUAAGUCAAGGAAAAUACAGGGAUUCAAAAAUUUACACCUGUUCCAGGUACAAAUUGGGCAAGGUAUGAUUGAAGGGAUGCGUUACCUUCAUAACCAGAACGUCCUCCAUCGUGACUUGAAACCGGGAAACAUAUUCUUUACACGACCAAACGAUGGUGAUUUUUAUGAAUUGCCCAUAAAAAUUGGAGAUUUCGGAUUAUCAAAACACUUGAUUGGGCGUGAGGUUAAAAACUUGCCAGGCGACUGUGACGACAAUAAUAAGGACCAGUUUGAUCUGACCCUUGAACGGGGGACACUUGCCUAUCGGGCUCCCGAAGUGGAUUGUGGUGUCUACGGGAAGCAGGCAGACAUUUACAGUUUGGGUUUGACUUUUUGGGAAAUAUUUCAAGACUUAACACCCAACCGGAAUGAAAUGUUUGCAAAAUUACAGGACACAGAUCCAUCCCACUUAAUAAGGGAGCACCCCAUCAUCUCAAACUUAAAGCCGCUCAUCAUUUCAAUGACGCAAUUAAAUCCGGCCAACAGACUAAAAUCCAUGUCAGACGUAACUCUUAUUUCCGGCCGAGAAGAAUCCACCAUCCACGUGACAACUUCCGACGAAUUUACCACCAUUUUAGCAACUUGUUGUCAAGAAGUCACAAUCUUUCUCACCGCUGGAGAAUACCUUGGCCCAUUCCUUCUCUCUCAAGAAAGAGUUAUCAUCCAAGGCGAAACUGAUGAAAAUUUCAAUAACCUAGUCAUCAUUCGAAUGCCACCCGAACUGGAAAGUUUCAGCGAUCUAUUCACCCUACAAGCAGAUUAUUGCGAAUUGAAAAAUCUCUCUUUUCAACGAGCUCGCUCCACCUAUGAUAAGACAGGGUUCGUCCUUUCCAUUCCGGACGGCACAUGCACCUUAGAAAAUAUUACGAUUUCCGGUGGCACAACUGGGCUCCGAUUCGGUGGAAUAUGUUCAACCGCGACAAACAUAACGGUAACCGAUUGUGCCCAAUGUGCAAUAAUUGUUGCAGGAUGGCACCAAACUUUGGAGAAUAUCGUGGUGACAAAUACUGCAUCCGGGAUAAGCUUUAACGACACUGUUAAGCACGUCAAAUUAAGCGAUGUACAGCUAAAAGGUGUCCAAAUUGGGGUGGAGGUUUGGGGGGAGGGGCAUGAAAUUAGGAAUGUGACGUUGGAAAAUUGUGAAGAGAGUAUUUCAAAAAUGGGGAUGUAUACACUUUCCGGGAAACAUUGUAUUAUUGACAAUUUUACUAUUUGUCCGGAAUUAAAACGGAAUGGAAGUGAUUUUCAAGGGCUGUUGUUUGGAAGUAGGUCUGACUCUAUUGUGGUGAGUAAUAGUAGGUGUGGUCCAAUUGAAUUGGAUGGGGUGGGACAUACCCUGAUAAAUGUGGAUGUACAGGAAUUUCUGCAGAUAACUGGAUCAAGUCAUAGAUUAGAUAAUUGUAAGGGAAAAGUUUUACGAACGUUUGAGUGCUAUUAUACUACUGUGGAAGACAAUUGUAAUUUUGACCAUGAAGAGCAUAAGUAAGACUGUGGGUCAUAUUAUUGUCAAAAUUGGGAUAAAAGUAUUUUUAUGAUGCAUUUUUUACACAAUUUUAUUGAUAAUUAAAAAAUUAGAUGUGUACAUAUUUAUUCUAU
Messenger RNA from Folsomia candida, 3042 nucleotides. RefSeq lists its product as uncharacterized. The transcript has 3 exons. NCBI's taxonomy places the organism in Eukaryota, Metazoa, Arthropoda, Collembola, Entomobryomorpha, Isotomidae. Gene Ontology annotation, molecular function: protein kinase activity; ATP binding. The coding region runs from base 1205 to 2932 and encodes 575 amino acids. The record is from RefSeq and is a predicted model, not a curated record. Gene Ontology annotation, biological process: protein phosphorylation.